Molecule: messenger RNA, 1453 nt
Organism: Drosophila miranda
Lineage: Eukaryota; Metazoa; Arthropoda; Insecta; Diptera; Drosophilidae
Product: nuclear pore complex protein Nup133-like
Exons: 3
Coding region: 348-1046 (232 amino acids)
Biological process (GO): transcription-dependent tethering of RNA polymerase II gene DNA at nuclear periphery; protein import into nucleus; poly(A)+ mRNA export from nucleus
Cellular component (GO): nuclear pore outer ring
Molecular function (GO): structural constituent of nuclear pore; protein binding
Source: RefSeq, a predicted model, not a curated record
CAACACAACAAGGCAAAACUUCCCAUCUCUAAGAAAAUAUAAUGAUAUUUACAAAUUCUUUGAAAAAGAAAACAUCAGCGCGUACCAAACACUAAUUGACUUCAUCGACGAAAUUGAUGUAAAGCUAUAAACAGUACUCCAACAUCUUCUAUUCUUUGACUUGAGCCCACGCUACUCACGGGUAGCUUGGUAACUUAAAUCCUAAAAAAAAAAAAAAAAAAAAAAAAUAAUAAUAUUUAUUUCGUCAAACCUGAGCAAAAAAAAAAAAUACAUUUGCUCCUUAUCACUAGGAUAGUACUCAUAGUACCCAUAGCAAUAAUAUUCAAAACAAAGUAAAGGAAAGAAACAUGAAAAAGCAGCUAUACGGAACUCCGCGGGAGUCAUCGCCAGGAUUCCGCCGGCUAUGUGCAGACAGCACGCAAAAGUCUUUUUUUGGCGGGAACUCGAACUGCUCUACACCUUCAGGGAGUUUGAAAAAAACUGCCCUGCACAAGAGCCGGCAUAGUUUGUCCGGGCGAUCUACCCAAUCGAUACCCGGCAUCCGGUCGGACUACAAUGUUGUGGAGAGCUUUGGUUUUCCCCUGCCCGUCGUAGUGAACGAGGCCUUGACCUUUGUGGGAUCUGCUGUAGGAGCCGUUUCUGCGAAGGUUGCCCAAAAUGGCUGGGCUUGGGUUGUGCACGGUCGCCGACUUUUAAUUUGGCAGUACAAAGAGACGUCCAAGGGUGCCAAGCAACCUAGGCGGGGAGGUGGCUUGUCCCAAUGCCGCGAACUACAACUGCCCUACUCCGAUUUAGGGUACAACAGUGAGUUGAUUAGUUUAUUCCAGACAGACGGCCAGCAAAUGGCAUCCUGCAUAGCAGUUUCUGCAACGAGAGAUGUGCGCUAUUGGCCAUCUAUUGCCCACGACGGGAAUAACGUGAAUCUACCGAUCCUAACCGGUCAGGACUUCGUUCAGAUCAUAAAUCUACCAUUGCAACAGGGCUACCUUGCUGUGACCUCAACUUGCAGGAAGGUCACUGUGCGAACUGUGCUGACGUGCAGGUGAAGGUGCAGUUGAGUUUGAGUUUGUCCGCAAGAAGCGCCCAAAAUGUUGUUAUAACCGAGCGGAGCCGAGAGUAGCGGUCUAGGAUUGUCUCCAAUUUAAAAUUAAUCUCUAACUAUAUCUGCGAUAAAAUUAAACUCUUUAAGCAAUAACUUUACCACAAUAUGGCUCAACAAUUGGUUCCACCCUACCCUCGAGGGGCUGAGGGACGUUAUUGAGCCAUAAGUAGAUACAAUACUAUUUUUGCCACCAAAAGUAAAAAAUAAUACUACCCUCGCCUUGCCUUGCCUUGUCUUAAAGAGCGAAAAAUCAUUGAAAAACACUGCAAAUAUUUGAGAUCAGAGCCUAAGAAACGAAUAGUUGAUUUAAAGAUUUAAAGAUUAAAGAUAUGUUGUACAAUAUAUGACAAA